Labrus bergylta (ballan wrasse) is the source of this 3945-nucleotide messenger RNA. It is a transcript of the gene bag6, whose product is annotated as BCL2 associated athanogene 6. Lineage: Eukaryota; Metazoa; Chordata; Actinopteri; Labriformes; Labridae. The record is from RefSeq and is a predicted model, not a curated record. Gene Ontology annotation, cellular component: BAT3 complex. Gene Ontology annotation, molecular function: polyubiquitin modification-dependent protein binding; misfolded protein binding.
GCGUCACAUCCGGUGCAACCCGCCUGGUAGCAGCAGCAGCAGAGCCUCUUCUGGGAAGUCAUUUUUCAUGCUCUGUGAUGAUAAGAAACAGCUGCAUACUCUUGAUAAAUUGAAAGGAUAAACCGCGACAUUUCAGCUGAGUGGGCCCUGACCCUCUUCUUCUUAACAAAACUAAAAAAAACAUGGAGGAACAAACUGCAGACAUAGAGGUGACAGUCAAAACACUAGACUCCCAAAGCAGAACCUACACUGUUGGUGCUCAGUUGACAGUGAAAGAGUUUAAAGAACACAUUGCCCCUUCAGUGGGGAUUCCUGUGGACAAACAGAGGCUGAUCUACCAGGGCAGGGUCUUGCAGGAUGAAAGGACUCUGACAGACUACAAUGUAGGUGGCAAAGUGAUACACCUUGUGGAGCGGGCGCCACCGCCGCCGUCCCAGCCUGGCUCCGGGUCAGGAGGAUCUUCAGCAGAAAGUGGGCCGUCGUCUUCCUCCCAGGGAACAUCACAAGUGCCUCCACAUGAUCGCAAUGCUAACAGCUAUGUGAUGCUUGGCACCUUUAACCUCCCCGUCAACAUCAUGGACCCCCAGCAGAUACAGAUGUCAGUUCAGCAGAUGGUGUCUGGCAUGGGAGAGAAUGCCAGGAAUGCCAGAGUCACAACCAGCACUGGAAGCAAUGGGUCCGUGAAUGUGCACAUCGAUAUGGACCAACCCGUGCAGAGCGAGCCGAGGCUGAGGCUGGUGCUGGCUGAGAACCUGCUGAGGGACAUCAAUGAGGUCGUCCACAGGAUGGAGGGUCGAGGGCCGAGUGAAGCUUCCUCCUCCCAAACAGACACAGCCUCUGCUGCGUCUGCUCCCCCUCCACCCUCCUCCUCAUCAACCAGCUCCACUCCUUCUCCCUCUGCCCAGCCCAUGGACACCUCCCCACCUCCAACAACUCCCCCACCUCCACCCACCUCUUCAGCACAAUCUGAGGGACCAACACCCCAACCUGGACCCAAUCAUCCAAGCCCGGCUGAUUUGGCAGAGAUGUUAUCCGAGCUGCGCAGGGUGGAGGAGAGACUGCAGCCCUUCAUUCAGAGAGCUCACACCAUCCUGGAGACAGCCACCACCGCAGAAUACAACAAUAACACAGAGAGAGAGGAUGACCAGCGCAACCUUGUCAUGACAUGGGAGUGUCUCCGUCUCCUUGGCAACGCCCUUGUGGCCCUCAGUGACCUGCGACUGAACCUCAUGAGCCCAGUGCCCCGCCACCUACACGUGGUGCGGCCAUUUUCCCACUAUGCCACCCCAGUGACUAUGCCUGGAGCUGUGCACCACCACAUCCCUGUGCAAAUGAACUUGGGUGCCACAGUGACAGUUGGGCCUAACGGCGCGGAGGGACAAGCCCCGCCCACCCAUUCAGCCAACCAGGCUGAGCAGGCAGGUCAGGGACAGACCACCCCCUCACAGACCUCCCCUUCCAAUCAACAGGCUGGACAGGGACAGGCUGGCCCCCGGGUCAUCAGAAUCAGCCACCAGGCAGUCCCGGUGGUCAUGAUGCAGAUGAACACGGAUGGUUCAGGUCCAGGAGCAAAUCCUGCUGCAGCUGGACAGCAAAUACCUGGACAACCAGGUGCCCUCCCUCCAGACUUCAUGCGGAACCUCAUGCAACAGAUCAGCCAGUAUGCUGCCGCCGUAGCAACUAGCGCUGCCACCGCUGGCCACCCAGUCCCACCGCAGCCCACCCCACCUGGCUACAGCUCCACAGCAAACUCCUCCACUACCACCACAGGUCCCAACACACCCACCACCACCCCUACUGCUCCCCCACCUCCUCCUCAUACAGGCCCCCAGCCUCAAGCCAGAGUUGUGUUCACCCGACCCCCGUUCGCACCGAACAUGGCCCCUCCAGCCUUCGGUCCCCGGGGCACCACCAUCAAUGUGAGGGCUGCCAUGCCGGGACAGCAGCCGGGACAGGCUUUCAACCCCGCUGCUCUUAACCAGAUGAUUAGUGGACUGGUUGGACAGCUGUUACUGCCAGGACAAAUGCCUGGUCAGACCGUCACAUCCUCCUCAUCCACGUCCACCUCCUCCUCCUCCUCCUUCUCCACCUCCUCUCAGAACUCCUCAUCCUCUUCCUCCUUUUCUUUCUCCGCCUCAGGUCCAACCCCUCCACCCACCGCAAACGCUACUGGUCAGCCUGACGCCAACCCCGGUGAGCAGCAGCCCCAUGAGAUGCCCCCAGACCUGAGCCAGCUCCUGGGUUCUCUCCUGGGUGUGGCCGGUGGGGCCGGUGCAGGACCUGGAGGAGCCCCUUCCAUUACUGUGACCACAUCAGGGGUCCCAGCCUUCAUCCAGGGAGUGAGUGAGUUCAUGCAGGCCUCCCAGCCCAUCUUCGCUCCACCUGCACCUCCCUCUGGUACCACUCCUGCUCCUGGUGCGGGCCAAACCCCCAUCCCAACCCCCCCCGGGGCAGCUGAAGCCCUCAACCCGGAGCUGUUCACGGGCAUCGUCCGUGGCGUCCUGGGCACCAUGAUGGGCUCCCUGGGUCAGGCCCAGAACGACACAGAGAGCAUCGCACAGUUCAUGCAGAGGCUCUCCCAGGCGACCAACAUCUUCAUCAGCCCAGAGGAUCCCACUGGGUUUUUUGGAGAGCUGCUGAUGCUGGUGUGCCAGACGUUCACCAUGUCUGACCUGGUGAUGCUGCUUCAUGGUCAGCACCAGCCCCUCGGACGCAUCCAGCCCCAGCUGUCCCAGUUCUUCACGCAGAACUACCUCAACGGCAGAGAGCCCACCGAUGAGAACAUUGUUGCUGCUGCUGACAGUCUUGUCAAUGAACUGGAGGAGUACAUCACUGAGAGCUUUAGAGAGUCUUCAGUCACAGUGUUGGAGGGCAUUGAUGCCACUCAGACCAACAUGUCCUUCUUCAGAACGCAGCUGACACACAUUGCCACACAUAUCCUGCGAUGCCAUGAUGACUCAUUUGGGCCGCAGCUGCUGCAGAUGUGUAACCAGGCACUGUUUGAAUGUCUGGCCCUCAACCUGUACUGCUUGAGAGGAGACCAGAGAGCUCUCACUGCUGUCAUCAACCACAGAAUACGGAGGAUGUCGAGCGACAUCAGCCCCAGCCUGGUUAACUGGAUGACCAGCAUGAUGACGAUGAGGCUGCAGGUCAUUCUGGAGCACAUCCCUGUCACUCAGGAGCAGAUCCAGAACUACAUCAGGUUCAGAUCUACAGAUCAGAGAGAUCAGUCUUCUGCCGCUGGCACACAAGAGCCCGAACGAGCACAAAGUGCAACGAUUGGGGACACCCUCUCACCGGCUGCAGCCACCACAGCAGAGGAGGCCAUGUCGGUAUCACACGACACGAGGGCGUCGUCACGGGAAACAAGAGUGUUGCCAGGGGACCUGGGCGCCUCAGGAGGAGCCGCGCCGUUAGGUGGCGACAUGGCAGCAGCGGGAGCCGAGGGAGGAAGUGAGGAAUCUCCCCGAGAGUCUGAGGCCUGGGCUGCUGCUGUUCCACCUGAGUGGGUGCCCAUCAUCAGGUGUGACAUGAUGACCCAGAGGAAGAUGAAGGCUCAGCCUCCGCUAUCUGACGCCUAUCUGCACGGCAUGCCGGCUAAACGCAGGAAGACAGGACUGGGCGGUGGAAGCCUCCUCUCCCUCUCUGACGCAGUGAGUCAAGCAGCCAGGACAGCGGGAGUGAAGCCCAUCACUUCUGCAGAGGAGCUACAAGAUGAUCUGGAGACCCAGGAUAUGAAGGAAGCCUACGCAGAGCAGGUUAAAUCAGACAUCAAGAAGCGAGUGAGGGAGGACCCAGAUUUCAACUCCCAGAAGUUCCCCAACUCACACAGAGCUUUCUCAUCAGACUCAUAAUCAUGUACAACCCUCAUCAUUCACUUCUUCAUCUUUAUUUUUUUUAUUUCUUUGAUCAUAAUUCGACCACCACUUAAAGCAGCUUCACCCC